CCAGACCGACUGGUUCAGAACCAGGUGCAGCUCUUAUUGUGAAGGGACAGCUCUUAUUGUGAAGGGACAGCUCUUAUUGUGAAGGCCCCGCCCAGCUGGAGCCUCUCCCUCCCUCCGUCGGGUCGGCGCUCAGCGUCCCGGACCGAAGCGGAACCAUGUCCGUCCUGCUGCCGCUGCUGAUCAGCCUCCUGCUCGGGCUGCUGCUCUGGAUCCUCGGCGGCAGAACCAGGAAGCCAGGCGAGCCUCCACUGGUGAAAGGCUGGAUCCCCUUCGUCGGGAAGGCUCUGGACUUCGGGAAGGACGCUCACAAGUUUCUGGAGGAACAUAGGAGGGAGCAUGGGGACGUGUUCACGGUCCUGAUCGCAGGUAAAUACAUGACCUUCAUCAUGGACCCCCUGCUGUACCCCAGCAUCAUCAAGCAGGGCCGGCAGCUGGACUUCCACGAGUUCACCAAUAAGGUGGCUCCUCUGACCUUCGGCUACCCGCCCGUCCUCGGCACCGCCUUCCCCGGCCUGUGGGAGCAGAUCAGGCGCUCCUUCCAGCUGCUGCAAGGGGCACUGGUGCCGCUGACAGAGAGCAUGAUGGGUAACCUGAUGCUGGUGUUCCGUCAGGAUCACCUGAACGGGGCCAGCGACUGGAGGAGAGGCAGCCUGUACGAGUUCUGCUGCUCCGUCAUGUUCGAGGCCACCUUCCUGACCAUCUACGGCAGACCGGCGACCGGCGUCCGCCACGGAGGGAUGGACCGUCUGAGGAACGACUUCCACAAGUUCGACAACAUGUUCCCGUUCCUCAUCGCUCAGAUUCCCAUCCGGCUGCUGGGGCGGACCCUGGCCAUCCGCCAGAAGCUGACCUCCUACUUCCUGCCACAGCACAUGUCCCAGUGGACCAACACGUCCCAGUUCAUCCAGAGACGAGCCGAGCUGUUUGAGCAGCACGACAAGCUGAAGGACAUGGAUAAAGCUGCUCAUCACUUCGCUAUCCUGUGGGCGUCAGUGGCCAACACGCUCCCCGCCACCUUCUGGGCCGCCUACUUCCUGAUGAGUCAGCCGGAGGCGUUGAAGGUGGUCCGCCAGGAGGUCAUUGACGUCCUGCAGGACAGCGGUGUGGACUUCAGCACCAGCAGCGACAUCAGGCUCAGCAAAGAGCAGCUGGACAAACUCAUCUUUCUGGAGAGCGCCAUCAACGAGAGCUUCCGCCUGUCCUCGGCCUCCAUGAACAUCCGGGUGGCCCAGGAGGACUUCAGUCUGCGGCUGGACUCCGACAGAUCGGUGGGUGUCAGGAAGGGAGACGUCAUCGCCCUGUACCCUCAGAGUCUGCACCUGGACCCCGAGGUCUACGACGACCCACAGACGUUCCGGUUCGACCGCUUCGUGCAGGACAGCAGAGAAAAGACGGAUUUCUCCAAAGAGGGACAGAAGCUGCGCUACUACUUGAUGCCGUUCGGCUCCGGAUCGUCCAUGUGUCCUGGACGGUACUUUGCCAUCAACGAGAUCAAGCAGUUUGUCUGUCUGCUGCUGCUGUACUUCGACCUGCAGCUGGAGACAGGCAACCGACCCGGUCUGGACCCGAGCCGAGCCGGUCUGGGAAUCCUGCUGCCCUCCUCGGAUGUCCAGUUCCACUACAGACUGCGGUCCGUGUGACCCAGAGCGGCGCUGAAGUCCAGAUGUCUUGUUCCCUCUGGAGGUUCUCGGGGUCCGGACUCGGUCCGGAGGUUUGGGUUCUGGUCGGGGUUCGGGUCCUCGUGCCCCCCUGGGACACCUGGAGGCGCUGCAGCAGAGAUCCUGCUGGAGGGAGUGACUGCUAGCAGCGCCUCCUGCUGGUCAAGCUGCAGAACUGUCCCGGAUUAAAACUGGUUCUGAUCCGAUUUGUCAGGGCCAGCCCAAGCCUCCAUGGGGCCCCAAGCCAAAUGUGCUUUUGGGGCCCUCUGGUUCUGCUAACAAUGUGGACCGGCUGCAAUCAGCAGUCUGAUGAUUAGAUCGAUUAAACACCUGCUAUGAACUGAUUGCAUCUCUGGCUGUUUACAUUACAUACAUGUAUAAUAGAUACAAUUAUUGACCAGUUGAUUUCUGGGAGCCGAUUUCCUUCAUUUUGGGGCAUCGUGAUCAGCCGAUACUGACAUGUGAAGCUGAUCUGAUGUCCAUCAUGAUGUCCAUCAUCUCUGUCCUUGUGCAGAGACAGUUGGACUGACAGACCAGGCCAGUCUCAACAUUUACAGCUAAUAUUCACUGUUAGCAACUCAAAGACUUUGCUGCUACAUUCAGAAACAUUUCAGACUCAAUUAAUUCAUAUGAGCCAAAAUCAGCAGGUCAAAGGUCAGAACCAGGAAUCAGCCAGAAAACUGCAAUCGCUGCAGAAACACAUUCAAUUCAUUUCUCUUCAGCUCCAAUAGCUAAAAUCUAAUUUAUACCAGGUGAGUCUUUCUGCCCUGGAAUGUGGACCGGUACCGGGUCGGUUCUGAGCCUCCAAAUGAUUUUUCUCAGCAGCAAACAGCAAAUCAGCUGCAGCAGAGAGCGGCUCGUCCUGCUGCAGCAGCUCGUCCUGCAGCAACUGCAGCCUGACGUCUCAACAUUUAGCUGGACAAUAUCAGAAUCUGAUGAGUUUUAAUUAUUCAUAUCAAACCUGAUCAAACAGUUUGAACCAAAAUACCUGAGAAAUAUCCACCAGGAGAAUCAACUCAUUUAAACUCAGUUUCACACAAAGACGCAGCUUCAAUGUUGUAGAACUGGACCGGUCCGGUCCGGGUCAUAAGGUCAUUUCUGUUAGCAGCUUUAUUAUCUUUACAUUAUAUUAUAAAGACUCAUUAAAACAAACUUUAUCUUGGUUCUUAUUAUUUCAAAAACAAAUCAGUCUAUGAUGAAAUUUUGUGUUUUUGUUAUAACGACAUAGAAAUCAUUACUAACAAAAAAAAAAAAAAUCAGCUCCACUGAGGGGCCCCUUAGUUUGCGCAUGCCUUGGGCCGGCCCUGGGAUUUGUUAUGUCAUUUUAUCCACAGCAGGAAUUUAUUUUCUGUCUCGUGUCUUUUAAUUUCAAUCCUUAUUUUAAUUCAGUGUUCAAUAUUAAACCCAGUGUUUUCUAUCUAUGCUUCAUGUCUUCUUCAAUCAUUUUUGUACCAGCAAGGUUUGGGUCGGAACCGACCCAGAUCUUCUUCACUUCUUGUUUCUUCCAAAUAAAAACUUUGAAAUAUGA
Poeciliopsis prolifica (blackstripe livebearer) is the source of this 3186-nucleotide messenger RNA. RefSeq names its product cytochrome P450 7B1-like. Gene Ontology annotation, biological process: cholesterol homeostasis; bile acid biosynthetic process. The record is from RefSeq and is a predicted model, not a curated record. NCBI's taxonomy places the organism in Eukaryota, Metazoa, Chordata, Actinopteri, Cyprinodontiformes, Poeciliidae. Gene Ontology annotation, molecular function: heme binding; oxidoreductase activity, acting on paired donors, with incorporation or reduction of molecular oxygen; steroid hydroxylase activity.